ACGAAUCGCUACAUGUCAUUCUGUCGGCUAUACAGAUCCUCGACUGUCAGUUGGGUUUCCAGCGUUCUUUCUUCAGGUCGAAGGAAGCGACAGAGAUGAAGCCUUCAGUGUGGCGGGCGUCCGCCACAUUCAUCAUACUGGUGUACCUGUAUGUGCUGGCGGUCCAGGAGAUACUGGGCGAGGAGGUGGUUGUCACCAGUAGUCAUCUGGCAGGUCCAGCAUACCACACGGGGCCAGCAUUGCAGCAUACGGGCCCAGCAUCACAUCAGACUGCGCCUAUCAGCCACCAGGAUGACUAUGUCCGAAACCACCACAAGUUGGAUGAAAAUGGCAACAGUCAAACCCACCAGUACGUCAAAGGAGUUGCUUUUGAAGCCACCGUGGAAGACCCAGAUGUGCCAGCCACAAGAGCCGUGGGGGGACCCAGCUACAGACCCUAUAACGUGGACUAUACUCCCGGAACAGCUACAGGCACUGCCCUCGACGAUGGGUACGGGCUGGAAUUCAAGUACCACAACUACGAUCAGCUGACGCGCUACUUGCGGACCACAUCGUCUCGUUAUCCUAAUCUCACCGCUCUCUACUCCAUCGGCAAGUCAGUACAAGAAAUGAAACCAAUAGGGUCGUUGGUCCAACGAGCCCGUGGAGUAAUAGAACCUCUAUAUCUUUAUAAAGUGGGUCGUCGGGCCAACGGCCCUCGCCCUCUGUACAGAUUAAGUUUAUUUCAGUAG
This is a messenger RNA of Homalodisca vitripennis (glassy-winged sharpshooter), 731 nucleotides long. RefSeq lists its product as uncharacterized. Bases 96 to 731 code for a protein of 211 amino acids. The record is from RefSeq and is a predicted model, not a curated record. Lineage: Eukaryota; Metazoa; Arthropoda; Insecta; Hemiptera; Cicadellidae. The transcript has 4 exons.